Molecule: messenger RNA, 756 nt
Organism: Miscanthus lutarioriparius
Lineage: Eukaryota; Viridiplantae; Streptophyta; Magnoliopsida; Poales; Poaceae
Source: the annotation of a GenBank genome assembly
AUGGAAGCAGUUGAAGCUUACCGUGCUCUUCUGGCCCUCGUUCAGGCCCAAAAGAAUUCCUCUGGAUCUUGCAAGAACGCUAUAGAGGACGCGGAUGGUAGUGUCACCGAGUUUGAAAUCUGGCAAGGUCUUGCUAAUUUGUACUCCAGUCUCUCGUACUGGAGAGAUGCUGAGAUAUGUUUGAAGAAGGCUAAAGCCCUCAUCAAGUCGUACUCAGCUGCAACACUCCAUGCAGAAGGCUACAUGCAUCAGGCGCGAGACCAAACAAAACAUGCGCUGGCCGCCUACGUCAACGCAUUCUCGACUGAGCUUGAACAUGUGCCGUCGAAGGUGGCCAUCGGCGCAAUGCUCUCCAAGCAAGGGCCGAGGUUUCUACCUGCAGCGAGGUGCUUCCUCUCGGACGCCCUAAGGGUCGAGCCUACAAAUCGGAUGGCUUGGCUUUACUUAGGAAAAGUGCACAGAUCUGAUGGGAGAAUCUCUGACGCUGCCGACUGCUUCCAAGCAGCGUUAGCUCUCACCAGCCAUAUCACCCAAGCGAUCAAGAAGCUCAAGUGCAAACACAUGAAUGCCCUUCACAGUACAUGGGUUCUUAGGCUGAUCAGUGAGCGUCUACUGAUGACACCACAAAGCAGCGACGUUACAAAUGCUAACAUUGCAGAUAAGUUUCCUUUUAGUAGAAAAAAGGCGUCGCAUAUAGAAGCUUGGACAAUUUGUAUUAGUCCGAAUGUGCUCCUUGAAGACCAGCAAACCACGUAG